AGGUUGUGUUCUCUGGUUUGUUUGUUUUUGGACACGAUAUCUGCACAAAUUUUGAUGAAAGCCGGUUAUUUGAGAGGGAUAAAAGCGAAUGCACGUUCAGUUGAAUCUUGUAAUGUUUUUCUUGGACAGUACACCAGUUUACCUGAUGAUACUGCGCUGGACCAUACAGCUUCGCUGAACAGAAUGAGUUAUGGGCACCCACACCGGACUUUUCCCAAGGAUCUAGAAUAGCUUUCAGGAAAUUAACAGGACAAUGAACUUUGGAUCUGGAGGUACACUUUUAAGGCUAGUGAUCGCUGUUGCUUAUAUAGCAGGACCUUGCUUUUGCGCAUGGUUCCAGCGGACUGAUGUAAAGAUGACAGAUAACAAUGGAGUACUAGGAGAGAGCAUCACACUUUCCGGGGGGCAAAAGACCCCAGAAAACUGCAUAAGUCUGUGCGAAUCCAGCUCGGGUUCACCUUGUGUGGCGGUCACCUACAAAACAAAUUCCGGGACAUGCCACAAGGUAUAUGUGACGUCAACCUUAGCUGACGCUGUGUCGAAUGGCCACGUGGCUUUUACCGCUGACCCACAGUACGACUCUUAUAUUAAUGAUACAGUUUUCGAAACAAGCACCACUACUCUGAUUUUCACUGAAGCAUUCAAGAACCAUUUAGAACGCCAAUCAUCCCGCUCUAGUAGUCCAGUGGCCCAAUCUACCAAUGUGCUGUCUUCAGCGUCCUCUUCGUCGUCCACUUUAACCCCAAGCAGUCAUGAAACAGUUUCCAUGACAUCGGCAACAAUUUCCGAAAACAAUAGACCUAUUACUUCGACCAGUGAAACGGAAUUCUUUAUAACAAUUGAAUGCGUCGUGACAAGUAGCGUCAGCAGCAGCGGUCAAGUAGAUAUCUUGACUUCAACAUUUGCGACCGCCGUCACGUCACCAAGUAGCAGCAGUAAUCAAGUAGAUAUAUUGCCUUCAGCUUUGGCGACCGCUGCUAUGUCGCCAAGUAGCAGCAGUAGUCAAGUAGAUAUAUUGCCUUCAACUUUGGCGACCGCUGCCAUGUCGCCAAGUAGCAGCAGUAGUCAAGUAGAUAUAUUGCCUUCAACUUUGGCGACCGCUGCCAUGUCGCCAAGUAGCAGCAGUAGUCAUGUUAACAUCCUGACUUCAACAUUGGCGACUGGUUUCAUGUCGCCAAGUAGCAGCAGUAGUCAAGUUAACAUCCUGACUUCAACACUGGCGACCGAUGCCAUGUCGCCAAGUACCAGCAGUAGUCAAGUAAAUACCCUGAAGUCAACAUUGUCGCCCGCCGUGCAGCCAAAUUCAGAUACUGAAAAAAGUACCAUAGCUCCCUCAAGUUCGAAAAAUGAAAAGUGA
This is a messenger RNA of Lingula anatina, 1357 nucleotides long. RefSeq lists its product as uncharacterized. The record is from RefSeq and is a predicted model, not a curated record. Lineage: Eukaryota; Metazoa; Brachiopoda; Lingulata; Lingulida; Lingulidae.